This is a messenger RNA of Mycena citricolor, 7305 nucleotides long. The record is from the annotation of a GenBank genome assembly. Lineage: Eukaryota; Fungi; Basidiomycota; Agaricomycetes; Agaricales; Mycenaceae.
ACAUGUUCAUCAGUGCUGUAACAUCACGUCCAAUUUGUUCCCAACACUCCUGAGGCUGACGAGCCACGGCCACAUGACCCGCCCGGCCUCCGAGUCCGCCGUUGCCGGGCCCUGAGAAAUCGUGGUGGGAUUGGCAUGCCACAGCAGCGAGUGAUGUGGGCCGGCCAAGCGACAUCCGUGUUUACGCCGUCUCUCCUUCUCUGCUCUGGACUAUGACCACCAUCGACAUCCUGCCCGUCGUCGACAUCCCGCUGCCCGCCAUCCCGGAUGACCUGAGCAUCCCCCAGUUCUUCCUCGAUCGGCGGAGCGCGGUGCCCCGACCGGCUCGCCCUGCGGACGUCCCGUGCUUGAUCGACGACACCACCGGGCGCAAGGUCCUCUUCGACGAGCUGCUCCACCGGUCCCAGGCCCUGGCGAAUGCGCUUGCGACCCUGUAUUCCAUCGGGGAGGACGAUGUCGUGCUGCUCUACGGCAGGAACAACAUCGACUACCCGGUAGCUAUCUGGGCUGCCCACAGGGUCGGCGCCAUCGUGUCGCCGGCAAAUCCCGACUACGCAGCGAACGAGCUCGAAUACCAGCUCAAGGCAGCCAAGGCCAAGCUCAUCAUCAGCCACCCCGAGGCGGUGGACGUCGCGUCGGCUGCGGCUGCAUCUGUUGGGCUGCCGCAGGACAAGAUCCUCGUCUUCGAUAUCCCGGGGCAGGCGCCUGCGCGCGCCUCGCCGUAUGUGUCGCUCGAGUCGCUCAUCCAGCACGGGCUCAAGGAGACGAACGUCGUGGAGCGCGGGCUGCGGCCCGGCGAGGGGAGGACCAAGCUCGCGUUCUUGAGCUUCUCUUCUGGUACUACCGGUACACCGAAAGCGGUCGCUAUCCCGCACUAUGCGGUGAUUGCCAACGUCGUCCAAUUGGGAGCCGCGAACCGACUCAACGAGGACUACGCCAGCUGGAACGACCGGCGAUUCCGCACGGGCGACGUUGCGAUUGGAGUUCUGCCGCUGUAUCAUAUCUACGGUCUAGUCAUCAACCUCCACUUUAUGCUCUACGCAGCCAUGACUGUGGUCAUAAUUUCCCGGUUCAAUUUCGAGAGCAUGCUCAAGAGCAUCGUCAAGUACCGCAUCUCCCACCUCUUCAUCGUUCCUCCGCAGGCCGUGUUGCUCUGCAAGCAUCCGUCAGUCAAGAAUUACGAUCUCGGUAGUGUGCGGGCGCUUAUGACGGGCGCUGCGCCGCUAUCCGACGAGCUGGCUGUGAUGCUGCACAAGCUCUUCCCCGAUGCGCAUAUUGGCCAGGGCUACGGCAUGACGGAGACCAGCACGGCGGUGAGCCUCUGGCCGCUCGACAGCAAGCGCGGGAAAUCAGGAAGCGCCGGGCACCUGUUACCCGGAGUCGUCGCCCGGAUCGUCAAAGAAGACGGGACGUAUGGCGCCCGCGGAGAGGCCGGCGAGCUGGUGGUCAAGUCGCCGUCGAACGCGUUGUGUUACUAUAACAACAAGGAAGCGACGGAGGAGACCUUCCUCGAGGGCGGGUUCGUGCGAACGGGCGACGAGGCCAAGAUCACGGAGGAAGGCGAUCUGUUCAUCAUCGACAGACUGAAGGAAAUAAUGAAGGUCCGCGGGUUCCAGGUUGCGCCGGCCGAGCUCGAGGGCACGCUAUUGCAGCACGCGGACGUCGCGGACACGUGCGUCGUCGGCGUGCCGGAUGAGUUCAGCGGAGAGGUGCCGCUCGCGUUCGUCGUACUCAGCGCGGACGCGGCCAAGCGCGUCGCCGACGGGACGAGCCAGAUAGACGCGAUCCGCGCUUCAAUCAUCAAGUACAUCGCGGACAACAAAAUCGGGUACAAGCACCUCGCGGGUGGAGUGGAGUUCAUCGAUGCCAUCCCGAAGAAUCCGAGCGGGAAACUGCUGAGGCGGGUGUUGAGGGAGAAGGCCAAGGCCAUGCGUGGCACUAUAAAAGCGAGACUCUAGGGAGGACCAUCUAUUAUCUAGGAAUAUUUAUUCGGGCCAUAUGCCCAUCGGUUUUGUCGUCAAUUCAUUGGGAGGCACGUGACUCGGCAAUCGUAUUUCCACGGUUCAGAUUCUGGUAUUUUCUCAGUUUUAGCCUCAAAAUCCAUGCCAGACCAUUGCUGCUCUCUCGCAUAGUCUUCAAUCUUCGAUCCAGGCCAACCAUCUCUACAAUGCGGGACUAGAUGCUGACCUAAUCCCAACUGCGGACAAAUACGAAGCAAUAAGCAUCCGGAGGCUCUAAUCUCCAGAAUUCAGCGGUGUGCUGACGAGAUAUCUUUUGCAUGUGUAGAUUCUGAAUGAUGCGAUUAUAUGAGCAGGAGACGAGUCCCGGGUGCCCUUUGUCACAGGUUUAGUGAAAAAUUACAGCUGGAGCCUGGUACUUGCAUCAUCUACAUGUACAUCUCUGGAAAGCCCAAUAUCAGGGCACGUAGAAAUCCGGAAGGAACGCGGCUGAUACCGGAUCAGACGUUCCAGGCGGCUGAUCAGCACAGCCGCGUCUUUGCUUGACAGCUGCACUUUCUGCUCAGCCGCACGAGAGUGGUUGCAGACCCAUCCAGCAUGUUCUCCGGCCUCUUAUCACUCGCGCAAACACUCCUCUCGAUUGGGGGUCUCGUGUCCGGCCGCCCGUCUGUGUCGAUCCGGAAUGGCACCAUUCUCGGUGUGGAUCUGCCGAAUCUCGGGCAGCACGUGUUCCUUGGGAUCCCGUUCGCGCAGGCGCCCGUCGGCGAGCUGAGACUGCGCGCGCCGCAGCCGAUAUGAGUGCCGCUGCGUGUCAAGUCAAGCACGUGGUCAGGUCAGACUCGUCUCAUCUCAUGCCGCCCACAGUGUGACUCCUCUGGGGGACUUUGACGCUUCGCGCUAUGGCGCGCACUGCUGGGGCGGUGUCUCCGCUGCAUUCGACGACAACAAGGGUUAUGAGAGCUCCGAAGACUGUUUGACGCUGAACGUCGUCCGCCCGUACGUCGCCACGGCUGAGAAGCCCGUGCCUGUCGUUGUUUGGAUUCAUGGCGGCGGUUUUUUCACUGGUGGCAGCGGCGAUUCACGAUAUAACGGAAGCUUCCUCGUCGAAGCCUCGGUGGCAAACGGCAACCCGAUCGUGUUCGUUUCAAUCAACUACCGCCUAUCGUCACUGGGAUUCUUGGCCGGCAGGGCCCUGGCCAGUGAAGGCUCGCUGAAUUUGGGUCUGAGGGACCAACGUCUGGCGCUUCACUGGGUCCAGGAAAAUAUCGCUAGAUUCGGCGGAGAUCCAAAAAAAGUCACCAUCCAAGGCGAAAGGGCUGGCGGGGCGAGCGUCCACGCACACGUAGUGGCCUACUCGGGCCGCGACGACCACCUCUUCCACCAGGCCAUCCCACAGAGCGGCACCUUCGGCCAGAAGCACAGCGCACCCGACGCGCCGCAGAUGCAGGCGACAUACGACAAGCUGCUUUCGAGCACCACGUGCGCGCAAACCGCCGAGCAGGCGAGUGACGUGCAGCUGGCCUGCAUCCGCGCGCUGCCGAUCCAGGAGUUCCGGGAGGCCACGGGUGGUGGGAUGACAGGUUUGGUCGCCGACGGCGAUCUUCUCGACGUCGGGAGCGCAUUGGACGCCUACAAAAAGGGGAAUUGGGUCAAAGUCCCGCAUCUGAUUGGCAGCAACACCGACGAAGGGUGGAGUUUCGGUGCGCGGGGAGCCAAUACCACUGAACAGACAAAAGCUCUCCUGGCCGGGCUGGUUCCCUCGGAACAUCUCGACGCCCUGCUCAGGUUGUAUCCUGACGUACCCGCCCUCGGAUGCCCGUUCAACACUGGGGAUCUGCAGCCGAGCGCUGCCGGGGCGGUGGAUUUCUUCAGUUCUGCCGAGAUGCCGUCUGGGCUGCAGAACAAGCGUGUUGCGGCGAUUGUCGGCGACGUGAUGCUGGCUGCCGGGCCCCGAUGGCUCGCGCAGGUGGCGUCCAGGGAGGUUGCUGUGUUCAAAUAUAGGUUCAACCACGUGCCGUACAGCACGUCGUCGGGUGUGCAGGAUUAUGUCGGCCACUUUGUCGAGGUCCCGUAUGUAUUCAACCUCCAAAACGACGAGACCGCAUUUUGGAAGGAGCACGGCUGCACGGCGACAUACCUCGGCCCAGGGGCACCGACGGGCGAUCGCUCCCUCGGGAUCGCGAUGAGCCGCGCGUGGGCGAGUUUCAUUGCCACCGGGGAUCCCAACGAGGCGAACGUUCCCGGUCAGACGCACUGGCCUCCGUAUUCUGAAGGCGCGCGGAACUUGGUUUGGCAGACACGCGGAUCCGUCGUGGAAAACGAUAAUUAUAGAGAGGAGGGGAUCCAGUUCAUUGUAGAGAAUAUCGUGUUUUAGUAGGAUCAUCCAGGACGCAUGGACGCAGGGCGGCUGCGGCCGAAUUUGACACGUUGGACGAUGUAAACAGGAAAUGAAAUCUCCGAUUUUGUGUAUUGUCGUCUUCUUUCUUUUGCUAGUCUGUCAACGUCACAGUUGACGGGCUGGCGUUGAGUCCUUUCGUGGGUGCUCAAGCGAACAACGGGCGAUUCCAGAGUUUUGUCGCUCCCUCACCAUGCUCCCGCUCCCGUUCUUCGUACUCUCUCUGCUUUCAUGCGCUGCAUCCCUCGCGCUUCCCGAUCUUACCGACACGGCGACUGCGGUGUUGCGCAGCAAACGCUCGUUGCUGGGCUACGUCGUGGACGAGCUCAGCGCAGCGGCGGAGGCUGCUGAUCUGCUGGUUAAACCUGGACCGCAUCCUCAGGGCGACGCGUUCCCAGUCCUCGCGGCAGAUUGCACGGACGUGAUCGUCAUCUAUGCGCGCGGCACGGCCGAGCCGGGUCCCAUCGGGGAGACAGUUGGCCCUGUUUUCCAGAAUCUGCUCCGCCCAGCGCUCGUUGCUGCGGGCAACAAGACGCUGGCUUUUAUUGGCCUUUCCGAGUAUGCGGCGACGUUCCUGGGAUAUUUCGCAGGUGGGGAUGCCAGCGGGAGCAAGGAGAUGGCGCAGAAGCUUGCUGCCGCCGCGACUUUGUGCCCUCGGGCUGCGAUAAUAUCCGCUGGAUACAGCCAAGGGGGCCAACUUGUCCACAAUUCGGCGAAGCUGCUGUCGACCGCGACGGCUGAACACAUCAAGGCGGUUGUAAUCUUUGGUGAUCCAGACGAUGGUCAGCCGGUGCAGGGCAUCCCCAGCAGCGACACGGAUGUGAUUUGCCACCCUGCUGAUGCGGUUUGUAAAUUGGGUCGGGACGGUGUCGUUGGAGCCCCGUUCAUCUUGCUUACGGUGUGGGACCAUCUGAACUACGAGAAGGAUGUGAAAAGUGCUGUGGAAUAUGUCGUUGCGAGAGUGUGAUUUGGGAUCAAUCAUGAUGACGCAGUCCACGGAGUCGACGGGAGCCACAUCAUAACGUGGGAGACAGACCUCUGCUUACAAUGACUUACGGGAAUGAGUCUCGGCGUGCUUAUGGAAUGGCGAUAUCCAGCUUCCGACUUUCCAAUGCAGAUCAGCGCAGCGCAUUACGCGUCCGGCUUGAGGUCCCAGAUAGUGAUCCCUUCUGGCUUACCAAGGACUGAUAGACCGGUAAAUAUCGCCAGCCUCCUAGCCCAGAGGUAACAGAUAUGGACACACCGAGAUUCGCAGAUCGUGCAUCUAGGGGUUCUUGAUACACAUCCGCGCAGAUCCAUCUCGCACGAUUACACUACUGACGAGAUUGCCAGCCCAGCUGCUGUAAGCGUGUGUGCAAACGUCGAACUUGAGUCGCCAUGCGCCGCUUAGAAUUGCUUGUUGUCCAGCGUCCAAGUGGGAGAUCGCUCAGCUUACAAGGAUGCGAAUCUAAUCCACCCUUUAUUUUUAUCCUGUAGCAGGCAUCCCCCUGGCUACAGGGGAAUGAGAGGGGCUUAGACAUAGCAGAUCGAGCUGUGGGACCAUCAGGUCGCACGGCCCACCAGCUGGGCGCACACACCGCAUGGGGAGAUCACAACUCGCUUUCCAGCAGCAGCGGCAGACCCGAGGUAGACCGGCUACGAUCUCAUUUGUGGUUGCAAUCGCAGGUGCUAAAAGUCUACAUAUGCCGGGAGUGUAUUCCAGUGUCCAACUAAUAAACUUGUGAGCGGCUGGCCUGUCAUCCAUUCAACUCUGGCCCUGUGAUGCACAUUUCCAGAAGUCAGUGUUGGUACAGAGUGUACAUCUGGUAUGGUUGGGGGAUGAUAUAUCCGGUCGAUGGAGAGCCGAAGACCACUGUGUCGUUCAAUCCACAAUGGGCUGUCGUCCGAGAAUUGAGUUAAGCACGCUCGGGCGCGAAUGAGAGUGACUCAUCGGAGCACUAUUGCCGAUCAAUGCACAGGUUUGCAGUGAUAAUAGCAAGUCCUGACUAACCCAUCCUAGUCGUGCUUUAAAGUUGACAGUGGCUUCGGAGCCUGCGAGGCGUUACUGAAUGCACAUAGACACACGCCGCCGGAUUAUAGGGCCGAGCGCACAGGGCAGGUAUGCACCCAAGUUCGGGCUCGCACGAUUGCCGACCCGAACCCGGCUGCCAGCACAUGCAUGCACUGAAGACAAUUUCCCGCUUCCGAUGCGCACCUGCAAUCGGUGGUUGUAUGGCCGCUCGAUAGGCUUGGAGACCCAUCUUUGAUGUCCUUGCACUGGUCCAAGUUUGCGCUACUGACGUCUCCGAACAACUUUGAUAGAACCUGGGGGCAGUGUUGGCCGAUGAUCAUAAUGAAUCGUGUCGUGGGCGCGCGCGAGCGGUGAGCGAGCCGGAGCAUGCGAUGCCGCACAGCAUUCGCUAUGGGCUGCUAUGCAUGGUUGCUCGCCGAGUGGCAUGGUCGUCAAGAGAGAGAAAGGCAGACACAGAGAGGGAUCUCGUAAUGGAGGCUACGGACAUGCACGCGGCAACUGGUCCCUGGUACUGCCUUCAGGAGGGCCGCUCGAUGUGUACCAGAGUGACGUCAAGAGAAGAGAAAUGUGAUUGGAUGCUGUUCCGUGCAGGAUAAGCGCGGUCAGCGCGGAUGGACAGGCCGCAGAAUAUAUGGCCAUGACAGAAAUCAACGCGGAGGGUUGCUUAGAGGCGCCGGUGCCAGCGCACAAGAGAGGACGACCACACGGUGCCCCUCAGUCUGUCUGUGCGACUCUCGACUGAUUCGCAUCCUGCGGAUCUGCCACCCCGUCCGAUGAAAUAAUCCCGUUCUCAGAUUUCCGGAUUUCGGUCGCGAGAUCUCGGUCGUCAAGAGACCUGGCCAUGUGUCUCUGCUAGCGCCAGAUCGAGGGGAAACGGAUCCUAGAUAUUCCAUUAUCCAGCGCCGAGGCGCGCCCAGGGAACAGGCACUUCCUUAAUCCAG